CCUAUGCCUAUACCUAAACAAUCCAUAUUCUUAGCUACCAAUAUUCUAUUUUCUACACUAUUUUUCAUUAUGAAAAUGUAAGGAAUGAAGCAUUAUUGCAAAAUAUGAUGCGAAACUUCUCUCAAAAUUUUGCAUCAAGACAAUGUACAUUAAUCUACGUGUCCGUGUAUCAACCAAAGCCAUGUUGGUCAAAACCAAACGGUCAAAAGGCACAUGAUGGUCAAGUAACCGGCUAAACCCACAAUCGACCGAGAGCUGCAGAUCAAAAAAAAUUAUCAAAAGAAAAUAUCAAAUAUCAAAUAUGCGACUUUCCAAAAUGUAAUUUGAGAAAGACCAAUGUUUACCAUCCAUGUCCAUGUAGAUAGAUGUAAGGCUCUCCUAUAUUUUAGAACACCAUGAAUUUCUCUCACAAACUCAUCUUCCUUGUUCCUUUUCCUUCUCCAAAUGCCCUUAUCCCCACUUCUUCUUCUCCUACCGAAUUCCUUGCGAUGGCGGAUUAUCAAACUCAACUUCUUCUCCUUCGCCACUUUCAACAAAAUCAAACCAUAUUUAUCAACCACCGAUUCAUAAUCAAAUGCACAGUCCUAACGAAGACCUCGAAGGCGGUCGCCGCCGUCGAAAUUCACCCUCCUGUUGGACUCUGUUCUAUGCUUGGGUCUCCUUCCUCAUCUGGACUAUCGUAAUCUUCUCUCUAAUAUUCGGAAUCGCCUUCUUCGCUUUCGUCAGAUCUAAUCUCCCCGACGUCAAAGUCCAUAGGCUUGAUGUUUACAAGCUUGAUGUGAUUCAACCGAAGAACAAAAACAAGGAUACGCAAUUGGCGAUUGAUGUUGAGCUCUUUGUUAAUGUGACCAACAACAACAAGAAGGUGACGUUAGUGUAUGAUGGAAUGCAUGUGGAGACGAAGAUCGAAGGAUUCUCGUUACCGAAAGUUCAUUUGGAGGGAUUCAGGCAGAAUCCGCAGACAUCGCAGGAUUUGAAGAUCCAUCCGCGGGAGCUGAGAUCGAAGGUGAAUGAUGAUGAUGAUGCUACAGAGUUGAAAUUCAGCGCUAAACAACAUGAAAUGGUGUUGAAUUUAAAGAUGAGAGGGAAAAUUGAGUUCUGGUUUAAUGGGAGGAUGGUGAGUAAGUUAGGCCUCAAGGUAUCGUGCAAUAGUAUUGAACAGUCUCUGAUCGAUCAAGCCCUUGCACAUAAUUGCCAUGUCAAAUUAAAUUAUUUCAGUUGAUAAAUGUAUUCGGAGAAGUUGUAUAUGGAAGUGAUGAGGGUCUCAGAUGGAGCCCUGCAAUGCUAGACAGUUGGAAUUAUUGGAGGUGACGAAUAAUUAUGUAUGCUAUUUGUUGUUCAUAAAUCAUCUGAAAAAAGAGAGGGUGUCUAAUUCUUUAAAUUGUGUUCACUGAGGGAUUUGUCAUGAUGAAAAACUAAACAAAUAAUGUACUAUAUCACUUGAAAAUACAUUGUGCAAACAAUGUAUAUUGUUUUAUUGAACAAAUCAUUUGAUA
Lactuca sativa (garden lettuce) is the source of this 1496-nucleotide messenger RNA. Its product is annotated as Late embryogenesis abundant (LEA) hydroxyproline-rich glycoprotein family. Lineage: Eukaryota; Viridiplantae; Streptophyta; Magnoliopsida; Asterales; Asteraceae. Gene Ontology annotation, cellular component: plasma membrane. Gene Ontology annotation, biological process: defense response to other organism. The record is from RefSeq and is a predicted model, not a curated record.